AUGAAUCGGACUACCCGCUUUUUUCGGCAGCUUUCUACAGGCUCGCCGGCUGCAAAAUACGAUGCGGUGAUCGUCGGGGGUGGCCACAAUGGAUUGACAGCGGCGGCAUAUCUAGCAAAAGCCGGGAAGAAAGUUUGCGUCCUUGAGCGUCGCCAUGUUUUGGGCGGCGCGGCUGUAACAGAAGAGAUUGUUCCCGGCUUCAAGUUUUCGCGCGCCUCUUAUGUGCUCUCAUUGCUGAGGCCAGUCGUCAUCAAUGAGCUAAACCUGAAGGAGCACGGGCUGCGCUACCAUCUGCGUGAGCCGCACUCAUUUACCCCGAUCCGCGACUCGAAGGACAGCUUGCUGCUUGGCGGCGAUAUGGCGAAGAACCAGGCGGAAAUUGGGAAAUUUUCAAAGAAAGAUGCUGAGAACUACCCAAAAUACGAGCACAUGAUCGCACGAAUUGCGCAAGCCGUCGAGGGAAUCAUGGACGAAGAGCCGUUGCCGAUGGACAAGUCGCUCUCCAAGAACUGGCGUCAACUCUAUAGCCUAUAUAAAAGAAUGAAGCCGAUCGGUAUGGAAAACGCGGUAGAAUUCUAUGAGCUAAUGACAGCACCGAUUGCCAAGGUGAUGGAACGAUGGUUUGAGACACCGGCUCUGCAGGCCACCAUCGCCACAGAUGGCGUGAUCGGCUUUGCAGCGUCGCCGUAUGACCACGGCACUGGAUACGUUCUACUCCACCAUGUCAUGGGAGGACUUGACGGUCGUGCCGGAGCCUGGGGAUACGUCUACGGCGGAAUGGGUGCCGUCAGCGACGCCAUUGCGUCGGCAGCGCGAGCCGCCGGCGCCGAGCUGUACACCGAGAAGGAGGUAUCCUCGAUCUUGAUCGACAAUGGUCGUGCUCGAGGCGUCCGCCUGGCUGGCGGUGCUGAGAUCCAUGCGGAUGUUGUUUUGUCAAAUUGUACGCCGAAAGUGACGUUCUGCGACCUUAUCGCCGAGUCAGCUCUCCCCACCAAAUUCCUGAAGUCCGUCAAGCAAAUCGACUACACGUCACCGGUCACCAAGAUCAACGUAGCGCUGAAGGAGUUGCCCAACUUCACUGCUCGACCUCACAGCGGCUCGGCUCCGGCUCCGCACCACCAGACGACCGUCCAUCUCAACAGCGAGCACAUGGGGCUUGUCGACGAGGGGUACAACGAGUACCGCGCCGGAAAAUGGAGCUCACACCCAGUGCUGGAGAUGACCAUUCCCUCAUCGGUUGACGACACGCUGGUGAAGGGCGACGGCCACGUGGCGCUCCUCUUUACGCAAUAUACGCCCUAUACGCCGGCUGAGGGCCCGUGGACUGACGAAAUGAAGGAACGGUACGCAAAGCAUGUGUUCGCUGAAAUCGACGCGUACGCGCCCAAUUUCUCGUCGUCCGUGGUCGGAUACGAGGUGCUGACGCCGCCGACGCUGGAGAAGACGUUUGGGCUGACGGGCGGGAACAUUUUCCACGGGUCGAUGGCGUUGGACCAGCUAUAUUUCGCGCGACCAGUCAACGGCUCGGCCAACUACGCGACUCCCAUCAACGGGCUGUUCAUGUGCGGAAGUGGCACACAUCCAGGCGGCGGCGUGACGGGCGCACCAGGGCGUCUUGGGGCACAUGCGGCGUUGCGCACAUUU
Molecule: messenger RNA, 1644 nt
Organism: Mesorhabditis spiculigera
Lineage: Eukaryota; Metazoa; Nematoda; Chromadorea; Rhabditida; Rhabditidae
Source: the annotation of a GenBank genome assembly